UUUCUAAGCAAACAGCUGGAGGUAGGGCUUUCUCCUAUAGAGCUCCAUUUUUAUGGAAUGUUCUGCCUAUCCAUGUGAGAGGAUAGGUCCAAGUCUGUCUUUAUUGAAGACUCAUCUCUUCAGUAGGUCCUAUGAUUGAGUGUAGUUUGGCCCAGGAGUGUAAAGGUGAACGAAAUGCUUCAGUCUGGUUUUAGACCCCAUCAUAGCACUGAGACGGCACUUGUGAAGGUGGUAAAUGACAUUUUAAUGGCAUCGGACCGAGGCUCUGCAUCUGUCCUCGUGCUCCUAGACCUUAGUGCUGCUUUUGAUACCAUCGAUCAGCACGUUCUUUUGGAGAGAUUGGAAACCCAAAUUGGUCUACAAGGACAAGUUCUGGCCUGGUUUAGAUCUUAUCUGUCGGAAAGAUAUCAGUUUGUCUCUGUGAAUGGUUUGUCCUCUGACAAAUCAACUGUAAAUUUCGGUGUUCCUCAAGGUUCCGUUUUAGGACCACUACUGUUUUCACUAUAUAUUUUACCUCUUGGGGAUGUUAUUUGAAAACAUAAUGUUAACUUUCACUGCUAUGCGGAAGACACACAGCUGUACAUUUCAAUGAAACAUGGUGAAGCCCCAAAAUUGCCCUCGCUAGAAGCAUGUGUUUCAGACAUAAGGAAGUGGAUGGCUGCAAACUUUCUACUUUUAAACUCGGACAAAACAGAGAUGCUUGUUCUAGGUCCCAAGAAACAAAGAGAUCUUCUGUUGAAUCUGACAAUUAAUCUUAAUGGUUGUACAGUCAUCUCAACUAAAACUGUGAAGGACCUCGGCGUUACUCUGGACCCUGAUCUCUCUUUUGAAGAACAUUGUCACGUUCUGACCUUUAUUUCCUGUGUUUUGUAUUUAGUUAGUAUGGUCAGGGCGUGAGUUGGGUGGGCAGUCUAUGUUUGUUUUUCUAGGUUUUGGGAAUUUCUAUCUUUCGGCCUAGUAUGGUUCUCAAUCAGAGGCAGGUGUCAUUGGUUGUCUCUGAUUGAGAAUCAUACUUAGGUAGCCUGGGUUUCACUGUGUGUUUGUGGGUGAUUGUUCCUGUCUCUGUCUUUGCACCAGAUAGGACUGUUUUGAGUUUUCACAUUUCUUGUUUUUUGUUAGUUUGUUCAUGUGAAGUGAUUUAUUAAAGCAUGAAUCAAAACAACCACGCUGCGCUUUGGUCCGCCUCUCGUUCAGAUGAAGAAAACCAUUACAGAAUCACCCACCCAACACGGACCAAGCGGCGUGGUAAACAGCAGCGACGACAGCAGCAGCAGCAGCAACAACAGCGGCCAGCAUCACAGGAGGAAUGGACAUGGGAGGAUGUAUUGGACGGCAAGGGUUGCUACACCUGGGAGGAGAUCCUGGCGGGAAAGGAUCGCCUUCCAUGGGAACAGGUGGAGGCAGCUAGGAGAGCAGAGGCAGCCGGAGAGAGGAGCUGGCAAUGUGAGGAGGCAGCACGGCAGCGCGACAGGUACGAGGGGCAGCCCCAAAAUUUUUUUGGGGGGGGGGGCACACGAGGUGUGGUACUAAGCCAGGUAGCAGACCUGAGCUCACGCCUCGUGCUUAUGAUAAGCAGCGCAUUACUGGUCAGGCACCGUGUUAUGCGGUUAAGCGCACGGUGUCGCCAGUGCGUGCCCAUAGCCCGGUGCGCGAUAGGGCAGCCCCCCGAAAGUGCCAUGCGAGUGUGGGCAUUGAGCCAGGGCGUAUGGUGCCUGCUCAGCGGGUCUGGUCGCCAGUACGCAGUUUUGGUCCAGGUUAUCCUGCGCCGGCUCUGCGUGCUGUGUCUCCGGGGCGCUGGGAGGGUGCAGUGCGUCCUCUGCCUGCGCUCCGCUCGUGCCGGGCAAAUGUGGGAGUGGAGCCUAAGGGAGAGGUGCGUGUAGUAAGCACUAGAUCUCCCAUGCUUACCCACAGCCCGGUUAAACCUGUGCCUGCACUCUGGAGGGUCCGGGCUAGAGUAGUUGUCCAGCCUGGGGAAGUGGUGCCAAGGUUGCGCACCAGAGCUCCAGUGCUCCCCCACAGCCCGGUCUUUCAGGCUCCUCCUAACACCAAGCCUCCUGAAGGUCUCCCCAGCCUGGUGGUUCCUGUGGCAGCCCCACGCACCAGGCUGUCUCUCUGUCUCCUCCCUGCAGGUGCUCCCGCCUGUCCGGCGCCGCUGCCGGAGCGUCCCGCCUGUCCGGCGCCGCUGCCGGAGCCUCCCGCCUGUCCGGCGCCGCUGCCGGAGCCUCCCGCCUGUCCAGCGCCGCUGCCGGAGCGUCCCGCCUGUCUAGAGGCGCCAGAGCCCCUCAGCCCAGAGGCGCCAGAGCCCCUCAGCCCAGAGGUGCCAGAGCCCCUCAGCCCAGAGGCGCCAGAGCCCCUCAGCCCAGAGGCGCCAGAGCCCCUGUCCCUCUGUCCCGGGCCCCUCUGUCCAGUGGGGUCAUUGAGAGGGGUUGCCAUGGUGAGAAAGCCAUGGAGGCGGACAAUAAGGCGGACUAAGACAAUGGUAAAGUGGGGUCCGCGUCCCGCGCCAGAACCGCCACCGCGGACAGACGCCCACCCAGACCCUCCCCUAUAGGUCAAGGUUUUGCGGCCGGAGUCCGCACC
Molecule: messenger RNA, 2580 nt
Organism: Oncorhynchus keta (chum salmon)
Lineage: Eukaryota; Metazoa; Chordata; Actinopteri; Salmoniformes; Salmonidae
Exons: 2
Coding region: 1706-2551 (281 amino acids)
Source: RefSeq, a predicted model, not a curated record